Messenger RNA from Orycteropus afer afer, 5445 nucleotides. The record is from RefSeq and is a predicted model, not a curated record. NCBI's taxonomy places the organism in Eukaryota, Metazoa, Chordata, Mammalia, Tubulidentata, Orycteropodidae.
AAGCUGUUCUGUGUCCUGGGCCCCAUGACCUCUGGGGCCAGGGCUUCCCCAGCUGGCAAAGGAUUGGGCCUUCCCUGCAUCCCCCCUUUUUCCCUCCCACCCUGCAGGCCCAUCCAUCUCUCUCUCUCUCUUGCACACACUUGUCUCUCUCAGGCAUUUGUUGUGCAGUUCCUCUUUGUCUGCUGGGCACAAGGGCAAUGGCAUCUGCCUCCCCCUCCCUGUGCACAACCCUACUCCCACCCCUUCACUUGCUUAGGAAAGGGAUGCUGUAGCCUAGCACCCCCCAAUCCACACAUAUAUAUUCUCUCCAGCCCCCUCCCCAAGCAUAUCCAAGCUUGCUCACGCUCCCGCGCUCACGCUCUUUCACACACACUCACACACACACACACACACACUCUCUCUCUCUCUCUCACACACACACAUACACCCUGGGCUGAGCUCUUCUUGCUGGCUGCAGCCGUGGGCCCCUGCUCACCGUGCCGCUGCCGCUGCCUGCGAAAUGACGGCGGUUCCCCUCACUUCCAGGAAUCCACGCUUCCUGGAAGGUGAGUGGCUGGGCUCACCCCUGCCUGCCACCGAGACGCAGACAUGCACACACCACCCGCACUCCCUCGCCGUUUCCAAGGCGGCGGCCGCGCUCGCACCCCAGGGUCUCACCGGCAAGGGAAGGAUAAUCUGGAGAGGGAUCCCUCAGGAGGGUGUGUUCCGGAUUUCUUGCCUCAGGCCCAAGACUCCAACCAUUUUAUAAUGGAAUCUUUAUUUUGUGAAAGUAGCGGGGACUCAUCUCUGGAGAAGGAGUUUCUUGGGGCCCCAGUGGGGCCCUCAGUGAGCACCCCCAACAGCCAGCACUCUUCUCCUAGUCGCUCACUCAGUGCCAACUCCAUCAAGGUGGAGAUGUACAGCGAUGAGGAGUCGAGCAGACUGCUGGGGCCAGAUGAGCGGCUCCUGGAGAAGGAUGACAGUGUGAUUGUGGAAGAUUCAUUGUCUGAGCCCCUGGGCUACUGUGAUGGGAGUGGCCCAGAGCCUCACUCCCCUGGUGGCAUCCGGCUGCCCAAUGGCAAGCUCAAGUGUGAUGUCUGUGGCAUGGUCUGCAUUGGACCCAACGUGCUCAUGGUGCACAAGCGUAGCCAUACUGGUGAGAGGCCCUUCCACUGCAACCAGUGUGGUGCCUCCUUCACCCAGAAAGGGAACCUGCUACGCCACAUCAAGCUGCACUCUGGGGAGAAGCCCUUCAAAUGCCCCUUCUGCAACUAUGCCUGCCGCCGGCGUGAUGCCCUCACUGGCCACCUCCGCACGCACUCAGUCUCCUCCCCAACAGUGGGCAAGCCCUACAAAUGUAACUACUGUGGCCGAAGCUACAAACAGCAGAGUACCCUGGAGGAGCACAAGGAGCGGUGCCACAACUACCUGCAGAGUCUCAGCACUGAAUCCCAAGCUCUGGCUGGCCAACCAGGUGAUGAGAUACGUGACCUGGAGAUGGUGCCAGACUCCAUGCUGCACUCAACCUCCGAGCGGCCAACUUUCAUUGAUCGUCUGGCCAACAGCCUCACCAAACGCAAGCGUUCCACCCCCCAGAAGUUUGUAGGCGAAAAGCAGAUGCGCUUCAGCCUCUCGGAGCUGCCCUACGACGUGAACUCGGGUGGCUACGAGAAGGAUGUGGAGCUGGUGGCACACCAUGGCCUGGAACCUGGCUAUGGAGGGUCUCUGGCCUUCGUGGGAGCAGAGCACCUGCGUCCCCUUCGCCUUCCACCUACCAGUUGCAUUUCAGAACUCACGCCCGUCAUCAGCUCUGUCUACACCCAGAUGCAGCCCCUCCCCGGUCGACUGGAGCUCCCAGGGUCCCGAGAAGCAGGUGAGGGACCUGAGGACCUGGCUGAUGGAGGCCCCCUGCUUUACCACACUCGGGGUCCCCUGACUGACCCUGGGGCAUCUCCCAGCAACGGCUGCCAGGACUCCACAGAUACAGAGAGCAACCAUGAAGAUCGGGUGGCUGGGGUGGUAUCCCUCCCUCAGGGUCCUCCACCCCAGCCACCUCCCACCGUUAUGGUGGGCCGGCCUAGUCCUGCUUACGCCAAAGAGGACCCCAAGCCACAGGAGGGGUUACCACGGGGCACCCCAGGCCCCUCCAAGGAAGUGCUUCGGGUGGUGGGCGAGAGCGGCGAGCCCGUGAAGGCCUUCAAGUGUGAGCACUGCCGCAUCCUCUUCCUGGACCAUGUCAUGUUCACUAUCCACAUGGGCUGCCACGGCUUCAGAGACCCUUUUGAGUGCAACAUCUGUGGUUACCACAGCCAGGACCGGUACGAGUUCUCUUCUCAUAUUGUCCGGGGGGAGCAUAAGGUGGGCUAGUGACCUCCACCCCUUCCCUCAGUCCACCACUCCACUCCCCCUACCUACAGGUGUUUAGCCCUGUCCCCACCACAUCCCAAGGGGUUUUGCUUUUAGCCCUCACCACUGGCUACCUGACUUCACAUCUGACCCUGACCCUUCCUCACCUCUUCUGCUCUACCCUGACUUAUUUAAGCACGUGAUGAGACAGGCCUUUUGUUUAUGUUUCCCCUUUUUCUCUUCUCUUAUCUUAGCACACUCAUGGAGUUAUUUAUUAAGAUAAUUAGUUGGUUUUUAUUUUCCUCUUUUUCUUUUUUAACGUGAUCAAUCACUUGCCAUUCUCCCACCCUCCCACCCCCAGCGCCCUUCCACUUAGGCCAAAAUUUUCUCUUUGAACCAGCUUCCUCCAACAGCCCUAGGGGUAGGAAGCUCCUCUUAGUAUUAAGAGACCUUGAGCUUCUUCUUGCUUUAAGUGCUCACCUUUUACAUGACCUGACUCUUCAUUUUUGAUGUGGAUACCUCCCUCUGGCCCUACCUUAGCUCUGUGGCAUUAUAUCUCCUCUCUGGGACCCUUCACCCUGGUACUCCAUACCUCUUGUGCCCUCUCACCUUGGCAGCUUGCACUAUUCCUGAACAAAUAAAGAAUUUCUUCAUUUGGAAGUAGGAGGGGCUUAAGAAAUUCUACCCAAGCACCAUGGGACUGAGGGUCCUCUGAUAUUCCCCUAAUAAUAUGAAUUCCCAAAGCCCACAUUCAGGACCUCCCUCUAGGAUGUGGUAUCUCUCUUCUCUCUCCUGGAACACCCCUCAACACUGCUCUAGUCUCCUCAACCUGCCAGCCUACUCAGUGGUGGUUUUUCUCUCCUUGGAAUGCCCCAAUUUUAUAUUCUCAGGGGCCAAGGCUAGGUCUGCAACCCUCUGUCUCUGACACAUUGGGAACCACAGGUGCCUAUCUGGGAGCCAGGGCAUGGGAAGAGGGCGGGCCAAGAGUUUUUUUUCUCCUCCACCUCUCAAACCUCUUCACUCCAGUGACCUUCCUAGACUCUCAGGGGCUCCUUUAGGCCCCAUUCUGUAGAACUAGCAGGUUGCUGCCUGAUGACAAAGGGGUAUCUCAACCCCUCAGUCAUGCUGCCGCCUUCCUUCCUCCUCCCCAGCAGGAUUCACCCUCUCAUUCUCCAGAUCCUGGGCCCUGUUCUUAGGGUCAGUGGCAGGAAUAAAAGAGUGUUAUCUCUUCUCUCUUCUAAUUUUCAGUGUAACCAAAAAUGAUCCCCCAAUGAGCAAGGGCACAUGCCUCUUACCCCAUUCUACCCUUGUCCCAGCAAGAAUGGGAUGGGCACAACUGGACUGGGGUCAUCCUUUACUGCCUCCUUCUACACUCAGUCCCCAGACAUGGGACAAGAGGAAGCCAUUUCCUCCUGGCUACUGCAGAGACCCCUAGCUAUUCGGGUACCCCAAUAUUAGUGAAAAGGGGGCAGCAGGAGAUACAACUCCACACUGGAAGUGGAGGUGUCUUUCGACGAGAGUUCCCUGCCCAAGGCCACUCUCUGCUUCCUUGAGAUUCAAACCAAAGGCUGUUUUUCUAUGUUUAAAGAAAAAAAGAAAAAAAAAAAAGUAAAAACCAAACAUAACACCUCACAAGUUCCAACACUUGGUCCUUCUCUCUGUCCUCUUCUCUUCCCUUCUAUCUUUCCUUCUACAUGUCUUUUCCUUAUUGGCUCUUUUGCCUCCUACUUUUCUCACUCCCUAUCAGGGAUUUUUUUGGGGGAUGGUAAAGGGUUGGCUAAAAACAGACCCUGGGAUUGAGGCUCUUAAGGGCUCUGGGAAGAGUCUGCCUUACCCUUUCAUGGGAUUGGAGACCCUAAAAAAUUUUCUCCUCUUCCUCCUUUUUCUCCCCCAUUACACGGUCUCCCCUAGAAAGAACAAGAUUGGCAGGAAGGGGCAUUGUGGGGUGACCAUUCCCCCUUGACAACAUAGCAAUAAACAGAUGCUGCCAAGGGCAAGAGGAUGGGGGAGUUAGCUCAGAGGACAGCGGUCUCUAGAGAAGAGGAGUCCUCUCAUCAGCACCCGAAGCUACUGGCUCCUGUUUCAGGGUGCCAGCUGAACUGAGGUUAACAUCUGGGGCUCUCCUGAACUGUUCUGGUUAUUGAGCCCCUUCCUGACAGGCCUACCCUCUACCACCUCUUCUGUGUCUGCUGUGUAUUUGGUGGCACCUCAUUAUGACUAGUCCCUUCUGGGGUAUCAGAGCCUUAGAGUGUUCCUAGCCCCUCCCCCAGUUAGCAGCUUUGGCACCAAGAACUGCCUGGAACAUGAAGGACUAUGCCCUGAGGCUGUACCUGUGCCCGGGAGAGCAGAGACUGGAAGGGCAAGACCAGGUGCUAAGGAGGGGAGAGAGGGGCACUCUUGUCUCUCUCCAGACCAUCACUGCACUUUAACCAGGGUCUUAGGUACAAAAUUCUAUUUCCCAGAGCCUUAAAGCAAGAGGACAAAAAACACACACCACAUAACAUACAGGAACAAUCACCAAAAAGAGAAAAAAAAAAAAAAAAAAAAAAAAAAACCUGAAACCCAUAUGGAGAAAAGAGGUGUUUUCCUUUUAUAUUGAUAUUCAAAAUCAACACCACAAAAAAAACAUUUCUAAAUAGACACUUUUCCAGAUCUUUGUUUUUUCGUGUCCGUGUCCAAGCUGCGGAUGGGAUUUUGUAACUUCUGGCAGCUUCUUUCCUGUGUAUAUAAUAUAUAUAUAUAUAUAUAUAUAUAUAUAUAUAUUUUUAAUCAGAAGUUAUGAAGAACAAAAAUAAAAAAAUAAAGAGAACACAGAAGCAAGUGCAAUACCACCUCUCUUCUCCUUCUCCCAGGGUUUCCUCUGUAGCCUAUGCUUGGUGUCUCCUUUGAUCUUCAUCCCUUCGCCUCCUCUUCUCUUCCUCUGGUUCCCCUUCCCUUUUUUUUAAAGAGUUUUUCUCCUUUCUCUAGGGGAGUUAAACUAGCUUUUGAGACUUAUCGCAAAGCAUUUUGUAUAUGUAAUAUAUUGUAAGUAAAUAUUUGUGUAACGGAGAUAUACUACUGUAAGUUUUGUACUGUACUGGCUGAAGGUCUGUUAAAAAUAAACAUGAGUAAUUUAACACC